AAUAGGAUAGAAGGCUUAAAUAGUAAUUUAGAAAUAACCGUUAAGGAAACUAAUAGGUUUCAUCGGGAUGUGGGAUUGGACAGUAGCAGAAGAUAGGAAGUGAUGGAAAGAAGAAGGCAAGUGCAAUUCACUUUUGAGGCGAUUUAUACGGAGAAUCAAUGGUCUUUCUGCUUUACCGGCCUUUCAGUAUCCAUCUCUCUAUAGCAGCUAAUUAACCAGGUAAGGAAUACAAACAAAUAUGGCUAGACAAGAUAAUCAUACCCUUUUCCUUGAAGAAUGGCUGAGGAGCUAUAGUGGAACUGUUACUACUACUAGUACCAGCAUCACCACAAGCCAAUCUUCAACCUUAUCUGCCCGGGCCAUUAUUCAAGCAUGGGCUGAACUCAGAGAUUCCCUUCAACAUCAAUCAUUCCAGUCCAAUCAUCUUCAGGCUGUGAAAAUCCUUCUUCACUCUCAAGCUUCCCUUCAUGUUGCUGAUCCCCAAGCAAAGCUUCUUCUUUCCAUUUUAUCCUCUCAAAGCCUCUUCCUUCCUCUCGAAUCAUAUCCUUUGUUGCUUCGGCUUCUUUACAUCUGGGUUAGAAAAUCCUUCAGGCCCUCUUCAGUGCUUGUUGAUUCAGCGGUGCAUGUCCUCUCUAAACUUUUAGAUAAUGACUUUGUUGCCAAGAAAAGUCCUGAGCUAUUUGCUCAAGGGGUUCUCCUUCUAGGUGCUUUUGCUUUUGUUCCCUCUGCAUCAGAAGCCUCCAAGUCUGUUUGUUUGCAGUUGCUCUCCAGGUUGUUGAAUGAAGAAUACAGAUUGGUUGGCUCUGUUCAUGGACUUAUUCCAGAUAUUCUUGCAGGUAUUGGAUAUGCUUUAUGUUCUUCUGUGAAUACUUGUUUUGUUAGAAUAUUGGACGCAUUGUUGGGAAUUUGGGGGAAGGAGGAUGGACCUCAAGGUAGCGUUUCCCAUGGACUCAUGAUUCUGCAUUUGGUUGAUUGGUUUAUGUUUGGGUUCAUUAAAUCAAACUCUAAGGAGAAAUUGCAAAAGUUCUCUCAAGAGACUCUAGAGAGUACGAAGCCAGACUAUGUUCCUUUUGCUCUCGUCAUGGCUGCAGCUGGCACUCUUAGAGCUUUGAAUAGAUCGAUAUCUGGUGGCCAAGACCUGCAUAUUGUUUCAAGAUUAAGGAUUUCUUCAGAGAAUCGGAUAGAAUCUGUGGCACAGGAUUUGAUUACUGAUACAAGAGGUUUUUCUGGAGCAGAAAAUGAUUCCAAAACUAGUCUUUUGCUACAAUGCAUUUCAUUAGCUUUGGCUCGAUGUGGGUCUGUGUCUUCCCGAGUUCCUCUGCUUUUAUCGAUUUUGUCAGCAUUAUUAAUGGAAAUAUUUCCCUUGCGGCGUUUAUAUACAAGGAUCCUUGCAAUACCACAUGGCAGUUUUGCUAAAAUAAGGCCUGGUGAGGUUAAAGAACAUCUGAAUAGUGUUUCUUUUAAGGAAGCAGGGGCCAUAUGUGGUGUUUUCUGCAACCAGUAUAUCUCAAUAGAUGAAGAAAACAAGGUGAUGGUGGAAAAUAUGAUAUGGAAUUUCUGCCAAGAUCUCUACUUGGGACAUCGUCAAGUUGCCUUUGUUCUUCGCGGCAAAGAGGAUGAAUUGCUUGCAGAUAUUGAGAAAAUUGCUGAGUCUUCUUUCCUUAUGGUCGUGGUUUUUGCAUUGGCUGUUACUAGGCACAAACUAAAUUCAAAAUACUCACCUGAAGCUCAGAUGGAGACUUCUGUUUCAAUACUAGUUUCAUUCUCUUGUGUAGAGUAUUUCCGCAGGAUGCGCUUGUCUGAGUACAUGGAUGUAAUAAGAGGUGUGGUUGUUAUUGUACAGGAAAAUGGGACUGCAUGUGGCUCUUUCGUUGAAUCUAUGCCCUCUUAUGCUGAUUCUACAAAUCCUCAAGAAAUCAUGCACAAAGUGGAAUAUAGAUGGUUCAAGGAUGAAGUGCAUACUGCCCGCAUUUUAUUUUACCUGCGGGUUAUACCAACAUGUGUUGAACGCUUGCCUGGCCCUGUAUUUAGCAGGGUAGUAGCUCCCACUAUGUUCUUAUAUAUGGGGCAUCCAAAUGGAAAAGUAGCUCGAGCCUCCCAUUCCAUAUUUGUGGCAUUCAUAUCUUCAGGGAAGGAUUCUACUGAAAAUGAAAGAGCGUUACUCAAGGAGCAACUAGCUUUCUAUUACCUGCAAAGAUCCUUACAGGGAUACCCUGGUAUUACCCCCUUUGAGGGUAUGGCUUCUGGAGUUGCAGCCUUGGUUCGGAGUCUUCCUGCUGGGAGUCCAGCCUUAUUUUAUUGUAUCCAUAGUCUUGUUGAAAAAGCAAAUAUACUCUGCGGUGAUAUUUCCUUUCGGGAUACAGAUAUAUGGAAAAACUGGCAGGGAGAGUCAGAGCCUUUUAAGAAAAUCUUAGAACUGUUGUUACGGCUUAUAUCGUUAGUUGAUAUACAAGUACUACCAGACUUAAUGAAGUUGUUGGCGCAACUUAUUAUCCAGUUACCAAAAGAUGGCCAAAAUGUGGUUCUCAAUGAGUUGUAUACUCAGGUUGCUGAAUCUGAUGAUGUUACACGCAAACCGACAUUAGUUUCAUGGCUGCAGUCAUUGUCUUAUCUUUGUUAUAAAACAGUGAGUAGAAGUAGAGCCUCCAAGGGCCAUGAGAGUGAAGAAACUUCUACUUUGUCUCUUCCAGAUCCAUCAAAUUGGGACAGGAUGAAUGCACGGCUCUAAAUUCUUAAGACCCAUAACUAGAUUCGAAGUUGCAAUUCUGACAUUUGAUACCAGAGCCAAUAGUUAUGGUGGGUACAAGCUUUUCAGCAGCAAUUUCAGAUGUUCAUAAGCUAUGUACCUGGAAGACAGAGCAAGUGAUAGAUCAGACUAAACAACAUGAACUGUUAACAAAGCUUAAGGUUCUUGCUUUUGAAGUUGCAGCCUCUGGAUUGGAAGGACAAAACAUGCAUCUCAUGGAAAUAAGAGGUAUAAAUUUUUUAUUGGUGUAUUGCAAUAAACUGUGGAAGGAGAGUUAUAGCAACGAUGUGAUAUAUCAAAUGCAAUGGGUUUAAGCAAGACUUUUAGCCAUUUUUGGAGACAACACAAGUGUGCAGGGGACUCUAUUACUCUUCAACGAAGUCUGACAGGAAGAGUGAAAAAAAGCUGUUAUUGUGACAUGAAUGUAAAAAAGCUGUUUUGCUUGGAAGCAAUCUGAGAAUGAAGCAAAGCAGAGGAAUUUUAAUUAAAUGAAUGGUGUUUAAAGGACAAAAGAACUCCUCAAGGAGCUUGAGUGCUUGUUUGAGGAGGGGAGAAAGAGGAGAAAGGUCACGAGCGCAAUAGACCCAUUGCUAGAUCCAAACUUGUAACUGAAACACUUCCAUUCUUCUCAUCAUAAGAUCUAACAGAGAAGGAACAGAAACAAAAUGCUUUUGACACUUUUUGGGGAAAUUAUGAUUACGUCCCUACUCUAUAGAAAAUGUUUUAUGAAGUUCUUAUACUAACUUUUUGUCUUUC
Molecule: messenger RNA, 3502 nt
Organism: Jatropha curcas
Lineage: Eukaryota; Viridiplantae; Streptophyta; Magnoliopsida; Malpighiales; Euphorbiaceae
Product: obscurin-like protein
Source: RefSeq, a predicted model, not a curated record